AUGACUGGCGACGGUGUGGUAAAUGACGAACGCCAACCUAACGACAGCGACAUAACAGGGCUAAAUGAUAAGCGAGUUUUUAACGUUUCGAGAUACUUGUACAUUCUAAAAUAUUUAUGUGAUCUCCAGAUACCGUGCCUGAUAUGGCUGUCAAGCGUCCGCUCGGAAACCGCAGUGGACAUGCACAUGCACAUGCCGGAUGGCGUGAUGGAAGACAAAGCGGCUAUGAAAAGGGAGUCGUAUUAUAACCCGUGCCCUCCGACUUACUCGCAUCCUAUCUCGUACUCGCCGCCACCGCAAAUUUACGUGAAACCGUACGUGCAACCAGCGCCGAUACAGUACGUUCCGAAACCGAUGAUCACCUACGUGAAACCAUCUCCACCACCGGUCGUUGUGAAACCAGCCCCGGUAAUCGUAAAGCCGAUCGUUCAACAAAAAGUGGUUUACCCGAUCUAUCAGAAACCAAUGAUCUCGUAUGCGCCGAUCUAUCAAAAACCCAUCUAUUACGCGCCUAUGUAUCAGAAAUUGAUGUAUGAGGCACCUAAGGUGUACUUGAAGAAAUACGAACUACCGAUUACUCAAGUGAUUCAGAAGCCUCAGAUUUCAUACCCCAUUCAGUACCAUCAGCCGAAAGUGGUACAGAUCCCGGCGCCACAGAUCAAUUUGGUGAAGCUCGCACAACCCAUCGUUCAUACCCAGCCUAUUUACCAGUCGCCCAUAAAACCGUACUGCCCCUAAGAAAAGUUCAUGGACAAAUAUCACGGUGCGAUUGCAACGAUCGAGUCGAUCGAUCGCUUAGGUCCUUUGAGAACGUUCCGAAAAAUCGAAAGAUAAUUCGGCGUUUCCGAGAAACUUUUCGCCCAUUGAAACGAUCAUGUCGCGAUAGCCUUAACCUGCCAUAACUAUCAGCGUAGUCAAGCGUAAUUUAGCGAAAUAUCCGUUUCGCAAAUUGUACAAUAAAAACGAAGGAACUAUCAAUCUUGCUGUUGAAUGUGCUCACCCUAUCCGUUCGUCCUCCAACUUUCCCCUUUCCAGCCAUUUCGUAAUCCCAGCGGCAACUCUUCUUCAAUAUCGCGAAAUAAGAGCUCUUAACUCGACUACGACCCGAUUGAAACUCGUUAAAAGCUUAAACCCUCGCCCUACACCAUGCAGACCUGUUUCAAGCGUAAAGUUUCGAUAGCCGGCUAAUUUUCGCAAAACUUUGCCAACCUUUUCAUACGCCAGUACGAUGCUGACCUAGAAUUUCAUAACAGAUCAACGUCCUUCCUGCAACACGGGAUUACGGGAGUCUGCAGAUAUCUCCCGUACCGAGAUUGCCUUUCUCGAGAUCUUAAUCCGUCGACCCGUGGAAACUCAUUUUCUCAUGAAAGUUUCCUCGAUUAUUCCGGCAAACCGAAUAGCAUUAUCAUUGCUCUUAAGAUCGCGUAUUAUCUGCUUUUGCUCCUUUAUCGAUUUGUAGACACCGGUUUUCGACAAACAAACUUUGGAACUCGUUACACGCGAUGAAACUCGUUUUCUACUAAUUUUGUCGGCGAUAUUACAAAUUAGACGCAUUACACCGUCAAAGUUGUUAUCUCCAUUUACGGUAGUUUACUGUUUCUCUAUUAUGUACUGCAUCUAUGUAUUCAGAUUUCCUCUUUAAUUAUCAUAAAUUACAUCGGAAAACGUAGAAGCUGCGCGCGAUUCAACGUAAACGACAUGUUCCGUCAUAUCUGCGCCUUCUGUUAGACUGUUCGAUUGCGCCAGAUCGAUGUUCGCCUUGGUCUAAGUAAGGAAUUAAUUACGAGCCAGUUGCGGCGAGCUUUCCAAUCGAUCCCCGAUUAUUUCGAAGAAUUGCUAUUUCCACACCCGUUCGCCACAACGGGCAAUCCUAUUACGCAAGUCACAGCGCGGUUUUUGUAACCGACAACGUACGGGGGUGUAAUUUUCCAACUUUCUUAUUUACACGGUUUGUCGAAAUUCUUAACCAAUGUCGCAUAUAAAACGAAUGUUUACAAGCAGAUUCUUUAGUAAAACUGUUGAAGAUCGUAGGAUAGUUGUAAGACGUCGCUAUGACAUACGGUAUGAGAUACUACGUAAGUAAGACGAGCGAUAUUAGUUUCGUGACUUGGAUAAAAUUUGAUUCGUUAGGAGCGUGUCUUCUCUGUUGCAGUUGUGCCUUGCGAUCCUUGUCGUUUGCGAAGCGGCAAGAAUACCCAGAGUAACCGAGCAACCAUAUUUUCCGAAUUUUCAAGAUAUUUAUCCGAAUCGUAAUUAUCAAACUGAGUCAGUGAAUAACCACGAUGAUGGGCCAUUUUUCGAGAACUAUAGAGCGCAUGAAGGGAACGCAGGUAUAGGAAACGAGUUUUACGAUCAUCGAACUCCCAUCGGUGGCCGAGCAAAUUUUCUUCAUCAUCUCACAAGAGGUAACGAGAGUGUAUUGUUAAUCGUUUCCAAAGUUAUUAGUCAAUCUUUCGUGUUUCAGUUCCGUUCGAAGAAUUUAGAGGCCGAGACGCUGUUCCCCGGCAUUAUGACCGAUUUAAUCAUGCGAUUAAUUACGAUUAUCAGUUAUAAAGAUUUUAUCAAGUUUACGUUGAUCUGAUGUAUAUCGAAUAUAAUUAACGCUGCAAACG
Bombus pyrosoma is the source of this 2612-nucleotide messenger RNA. Its product is annotated as adhesive plaque matrix protein-like. Lineage: Eukaryota; Metazoa; Arthropoda; Insecta; Hymenoptera; Apidae. The record is from RefSeq and is a predicted model, not a curated record. The coding region runs from base 1 to 738 and encodes 245 amino acids. The transcript has 2 exons.